Molecule: messenger RNA, 2137 nt
Organism: Lytechinus variegatus (green sea urchin)
Lineage: Eukaryota; Metazoa; Echinodermata; Echinoidea; Temnopleuroida; Toxopneustidae
Product: neuronal acetylcholine receptor subunit alpha-9-like
Exons: 9
Coding region: 267-1658 (463 amino acids)
Biological process (GO): signal transduction; regulation of membrane potential; nervous system process
Cellular component (GO): neuron projection; membrane; synapse
Molecular function (GO): transmembrane signaling receptor activity; neurotransmitter receptor activity; extracellular ligand-gated monoatomic ion channel activity
Source: RefSeq, a predicted model, not a curated record
AUAACUCUUUAGACCGUAAAGCCAUAAAGUUAUCUAACUAUAUGUUACUUGUUUUAAAUUAUUCAUAUGCAGAAUAUGAAAACACGCAAUUGGGUCCAAUCGAGCCUUUUCUUCCGACGUACCGUUGGUAUUGAGACAUAUUUUAUUCUGUUUGGGAUACUCGGUGUUUGUAAAUAAAAUCAGUUUUAACUCUUCAGGACAUCAAUGAUAUUUCUCAUCAACUGGUAUUUCAGAGAUAAGCAACAAAUAAUUUGUAAAGCAGAAAGAUGAAAGCUGAAACGGUGCACACGAUUGUCUGUCUCGUCUUCUUUUUUACAAGUGCUUCUGAAUGUUCGUCCAGCAAUGCAGAUGCAGACAUCAUUGGUUUGAGGCCUAAUCACUCAACCAAGUCGCUGGUGGAUAAAUUGUUGAAAGGAUAUGGCAGAACAUCUGUUCGGCCAGUUCAUGAUCACACACAGCCAACUAUUGUCUUUAUUCGGUUGCUUCUGUAUGAACUCGUCGAAUUCAAUGAGCAAUAUCAGGUGAUUACUAUGCGUUCUAAUAUGAAAAUGAAAUGGAGAGAUGAGUUUUUACAGUGGGAUCCACGUGAGUGGGAUAACAUCACUUCAGUAACCCUCAGCAACCACGAUAUAUGGAGACCAGAUUUCGAUUUAGAGCAGAACGUUGACAGGGAUCAAAUAAUCACAAGCGACACCUAUAUCAGUGUUACCCACACCGGUGCAGUGCAUUGGAUGUUCCCUAUGAUCACAACUACUGCGUGUAAGAUUUACACUGCUUACUUUCCGUACGACCAUCAGCAGUGCAAUGUAACAUUCUACCCAUGGACAUUGGGUAUUAAAGAGAUGCGGCUUUUUGCACUUAAUGACGAUGACGCCCAGCAAAAAGCGUAUGUUCGCAAUGGCGUUUGGGAUCUUACGAGCUUUCAAGCCACCAACGCCACAGACACUUUCAAGUGUUGCCCACAUCCUUUUGAUAUGGUGGUGUACACCCUUCAGCUGAGACGUGAAGCAUCGUUCUACACCAUGCAGAUCGUGUUACCUUCUGUCUUCUUGACACUCCUCAUGUUGGUUGGUUUCUGGCUCCAUCCUGACACGGGUGAGAAGAUCAGUCUGACCGUGACAAACCUCCUUUCAAUGAUUCUCUUCCAGCAGCUAGUGGCUCAGCACAUGCCACCGAUAGGCGAACCAAGCUCUAUAGUUGUGAAUUGUUGCUUCAUAAUGAUCGCCUUAAGUGUGUCCUCUGUGAUCCUGACAAUAAUCGUUCUACGGGUCUACCACAAUGACUCCGAUCAGAUGCCGCCAUUUUGGGGAUUUAUGCUUCUUCGCAUUUUCAUCAGUCGAAACAUCGCAAAGAAUAUGAGCUCUUUCUACAAAAAACGGAGGUCAAUGCUAAAGUUAAACAGAGGUGAUGAAAGACAAGCGUCCUUCUACCUCAAGGUUAAAUCAAGGCUACCAUCAUCCGGUUCGACUACCGAGUCAAACUCGUCGAUGAAAGGCAGGAUGACCAACGGUAUGGCGGACUGUGAGGAAGAUCUUAAUUACAGUUUCAUGUGGAAGCAUUUUGCUCUUGCGAUUGAUCGAGCAUUUGGCAUCAUUUUAAGUGUUUGUACAGUUGGAUGCAUCGUAUACGCGUUGGAAGCAUUCAGUCACCGCCACUAAUAAAAAAUGGCGACCGAAGAAGAGGAACGCCAUGAAAACUUGAUGUGAACAAACUUUUGGCAUCACUGUUUUGCGAUGUAUCUUUGAUAAGAAAUGAAUAUUUGCUUACCGUCAAUAAAGAAAAUGCUAACGCCAGACCCUGCAUGAUAUAAUUAUGAUCAUACGCCCCAUUUGACCUGAAUGUACUCUACGCCACAUCAAAUGCGCUAUUUACAGCACCUGCACCUGUAUCCCACCCUCUUGUUCAGUAAUUACCGAUCUUAGUCACGAACCCUUUUUAUGAGGCCACCAUCAACUACAAGCUUAACCGCUCACGAUGGCGGUCUCCUUCUUUCAUUUGUUUAUGCUGCUUUAUUAUCAUCCUAAUGCGAAGUAUAUGCCCAAACCAUUUUUUCUAAUUAUGUAAUGUGAAGUAUAUGCCCAAACCAUUUUUUUCUCUAAUUAUGUACUAUGUUUAUGUUGUAAACAUUAUGGAAUUU